Nanorana parkeri is the source of this 1785-nucleotide messenger RNA. RefSeq names its product misato 1, mitochondrial distribution and morphology regulator (gene MSTO1). Gene Ontology annotation, cellular component: cytoplasm. The transcript is spliced from 14 exons. The record is from RefSeq and is a predicted model, not a curated record. Bases 98 to 1783 code for a protein of 561 amino acids. Lineage: Eukaryota; Metazoa; Chordata; Amphibia; Anura; Dicroglossidae. Gene Ontology annotation, biological process: mitochondrion distribution.
CAAGCGGCUGACCAAUUGGAGAAGAGGCGGCCCGCUGCCAUGGUGACAAGGUCCGGUUUGCUCUCCGUAGCUGUAUGGGGAGGUUUUAGGGUUGCACAUGGGUGCUGUGUGCCGGGAGGUCAUCUGCAUUCAGUUAGGGCAAUAUGCCAACUGUGUGGGGGCCCACUGGUGGAACCUGCAGGAGACGCAGUGUUCCCGCUGGCCGGACUCAGAGCUCUGCAGUAAUGUUCAGUUUCGGACGGGGAUCACCCAGAAUGGAGUGGAGACGUACACGCCGCGCCUCAUUGUUCUGGAUAUAAAUGAUGGUGUACGUUCAGUCCAGGCGACGGGAGCUCUGUAUGAUGAUGAGAAAACAGCGCAGGCCACCCCAGCCUGGAGAGGAAAACUGACAACACACAAAGAGGAUCCAACAGAGUGCAUUGGAGGAGCCGCCACACAGGGGGGAGGAGCUCCAAAUUAUGGAGGCGGCAGGGAGAUGGUGGCAGGAGGAGGAGGAGCCAUUCUGUACAACAGGGGGGCGUCCCGUCAGCCAAUCCCACGUGAUGGGGUGUGGUCUGACUACCUGCGCACUCCGCUACACCCCAAGUCUCUGUGUAUGCUGAGCCAUCGCAACCAUGGCGGGGUUACCGGCGGCCUGGAAUCAUUCAGUCAAGGUGAAUCGCUUCUUAAGGCCGCGUCCCACCUGGAAGAGGUGGAGGACCGACUGCGUUUCUUCUCUGAGGAGUGCGACUACCUGCAGGGUUUUCACAUCCUCUGUGACACACACAAUGGCUUCUCCGGAGCUGGAGCCAAGAUGGCGGAGCUGAUACACGAUGAGUACCCCGGCCGCGGCAUCCUCAGCUUUGGAACAAGCCCAGUACUAUCGGAGCAGAGGGACCUGCACACCAGUAUGUACCAGCUGAUGAACUGUGUGAUGUCCCUUGUGGCCCUCACUAACCACAGCUCCGUCUUCUGUCCACUGUCCCUGAAUUCCAGUUUCGGCCGGAAACCUGGACCUCCAGUUAUCUUCCCCCAGUUGCUGUACGAUGCCAGUUGGCAGUAUCACAGCAGUGCGGUUCUGGCGGUGGCUCUGGACACACUGACCGCUCCAUAUCGGCUGACCUCCUCCACUUUAUCCAUGUCACAGCUAACGGAUACUAUUAGCUUCGGUGGAAGGAAGAUGCUGACAGCGUCCUGCUCACUCCCGUUCCCGUUUGGCUCCUCCUCUCUCCCUGACGGUCUCCUUCCGCACAUGGCUUCCCCUCCCUGGCGCUGUCUGUCAGCAUGCACGGACGACACUCCAGUCUUCUCCCAGUCGGUGGUUCUGAGAGGAAUACCCGGACAGCAGCAGAUCGGCUCCCUUCCAGCUAGGACAAGGCCACCCUCGUCUCUACAUGCAUGCGCCAGCGGAGAGGAGGUGCUCCAAUGUUACCUGUCUGCCGCCUGUCCCCGAACACUCAGCGUUUCCCACCUCCUGGGGUCCCCUUGCACCCUGGGCCCUACAUUUCCUCAGUUCUUCUCCCGCUAUAUCACCAGAGAUGGCUACACAAUGGAGGAGCCGCUGACAGAUUCCACAGUUGUAGAUGGAGUCCCUGUUAUGGCCGCCCUGCGCACCUCCAGCGCCCUCCGCCUGAGUCUGCGUGCUUUGUGCGAUGAGGUCACCAAGAUGGAUCUCAGACGUUGCGCCAAUUACUCCACGGCUGGCAUCGAAGAGGAGGAAUUUAAAGAAGUCAUCAGCGACCUGCGCAGCCUUGCUCAUUGCUAUCAGGUCUACGAAGGUGAAGUCAGCGAUGACAGCGACUGAUU